UUGUUACAGUAUGACGUAUCGUUGGAGUAUACAUCGAUAUGCAAUAGUCUGACAUAUCGAAGUGCAGUGCUUUCGACGCCUUUGCACAGAACUUCUUGCGCUGCUUAUAAACAUCGAUAUCAAAUUUUCAUUCCUGUUUACUAAUGCGUAAUAUUUUAGUGAAUGCCGCAUUCUUUUUACGUAGAAGUUCUGUAAGACGUUUGUCUAAUAUAGGAAAAAUGUCUAGCGAGGUUGCCAAGGCUCAAACAGCUAGCGCAAGUGAGGAUACCAUUUUCGGAAAAAUCCUCCGAAAAGAAAUUCCUUGUAAAUUUAUCUACGAGGACGACAAAUGCGUCGCUUUUCAUGACAUCAACGGCCAGGCACCAAAGCAUUUUCUUGUUAUUCCAAGAAAACCGAUUGUUCAAUUAUCAAAAGCUGUUGAAGACGACAAGGAACUACUUGGACAUCUUAUGCUAGUAGGUGCAAAGGUUGCAGAAGAACUCGGAUUAGAGAAAGGAUAUCGCGUUGUUAUAAAUAAUGGGCAACACGGCGCUCAAUCUGUUUAUCAUUUGCAUUUACAUUUCCUGGGUGGACGUCAAAUGCAAUGGCCUCCAGGCUAAGUGCAUCCAAAUUACAGAAAAAUGACAAAGAAAUAAAAGGAUAAAUCAAUUA
This is a messenger RNA of Ceratitis capitata (Mediterranean fruit fly), 651 nucleotides long. RefSeq names its product histidine triad nucleotide-binding protein 1 (gene HINT1). The transcript is spliced from 3 exons. NCBI's taxonomy places the organism in Eukaryota, Metazoa, Arthropoda, Insecta, Diptera, Tephritidae. The record is from RefSeq and is a predicted model, not a curated record. Gene Ontology annotation, cellular component: cytoplasm; nucleus. Bases 144 to 599 code for a protein of 151 amino acids. Gene Ontology annotation, biological process: purine ribonucleotide catabolic process. Gene Ontology annotation, molecular function: hydrolase activity.